This is a messenger RNA of Apis mellifera (honey bee), 4404 nucleotides long. RefSeq lists its product as uncharacterized. Gene Ontology annotation, biological process: proteolysis. The record is from RefSeq and is a predicted model, not a curated record. The coding region runs from base 659 to 4093 and encodes 1144 amino acids. Gene Ontology annotation, molecular function: protein binding; serine-type endopeptidase activity. Gene Ontology annotation, cellular component: membrane. NCBI's taxonomy places the organism in Eukaryota, Metazoa, Arthropoda, Insecta, Hymenoptera, Apidae. The transcript has 19 exons.
UCGGGAGCGGCCGAAGAGGGUUGGAAGGGCGCUCAGAUGCCGCGCGGGUGGGGGUGAGUCGAGAUUGGCUUUUCGCGAGCGUGAAACUCAGUAGUACGCUACCACCCACGCACGUAGUACGCACGUUCGCUCCACGUGUGGCUCCUCGAGCGGAGAAUCGUCCCCAAUUUUCGCGCGAGUCUGAUCGGUGUUCUCGAUCGAUUUCCUUGCCGAUUUCCAUCGAAGAAGUAGGGAUCGAGAAGGAUACGAGUGGAAGAAAAUCGGGAGGCGACGAGGUCUCGAGCGUUGUUUCGUGCCUCGAUCGUUGGGAGAAGGCGGAAGGAAGGAUUGAAUCGGAGAGGAUAGAAGGGUAGGAUCGUCUCUGGAUCGCCAGAUGAAGAUCGAGCUCGCGCCAAUUGUUGGAGGGGGAGGAAUGGAUGGAGAGGUUGGCCGAUUAUCCUGCUGAUCGACUGACGCGUCGCCGUUUCCUUUCUGGCCCAGCAGAGAGAUCGUCUAAAAUGAGAAUCCGCUCGACGGGACGGGGGACUUGCUCGAGUGGCGCGGCGACGACGCCGCCUCUAUUCCAAGCUGAUCGCUGGCACCUUUAGAAAAAAAAAAGGAUCGAGAAAGGAUCGUCAUCUUCAAACACUCUCUCUCUUUCUCUCUCUCUCCGCUUAAAAUGUCUGGAACGGAGGCACAUGGCGGCGAUACGAGUCCUACGCGUCGGCCAAGGCAGAGUAGAAUUCACAGCGUCGGGCUACCGACUCGAACGUCCCUGCUUCCGGAACCCCCGCCCGCCGGAAGUAGCACUCCACCGCCGAUACCGCGCCGCCAUUCAGCCACACCUGCGGUCGCUCCGCCACCGAUACCGUUGCGGCCUCCAGCGAUCCCGAAACGGAGCAAAAACGAGAAACCGAUCCCCAUACAGACGAGUCGAGGGCGAAAAGCGAGCGACCCGAGCUCGCUGCCGUCCACGUCCAUCGCGCCUCUCCAUUCGUGGCCGAACAACGAGAAGUUGAUCGAUCUGGGCCCGUUGCAAGCGGGCCACGAUCUGCAACCCCCCGAUUACGCCUCGUUGAACUUGGCCGCGGGGGAGGGGGCGCGAGAGGCGGGCGAGGGCAACGCGGAGUUCGUGGCGGACUUCGACAAGGCGAAUUUCCUUUCCGGGGAGGAUUGCGGGGGGAUCCCGGAGAAGUCGAGUUUCGAGGAGCUGCAGAAGGCGUCGCGGGAUCUCGAGAAGCGGUUGCACGAGAGGAUCGUGGCGAGCGGCGAGUCCAAGUUGAAAGAUCAGGCGACGAGCAGGGAGGAGAGGCGGAGGCAGGCGAAUGGGCAGAAUAACAGGAUGCAGUCGUCCAAGUCGGGGAAGGAGAGUUUCAAGGAAGUUGGGGAGAGAAAGGCUCGAGAAAAAAUCACGGGGUCCCGAAGGGAGGCCCCGCAGGACGAGGAGACCAAGUUCGCUGCCCUGGUCAGGUCGCAUCGCGAGGCGGAGAAGAGGUGCAAGUUCGAAGAGCUUCAGGCAGCCUCGAGGAAGCUCGAGAGACGGUUGUACGAGGAGGAUGAGCAUCUGAGGGCGAACAAGGAGAGACCUGGCAGGUACGAGGAGGCGCAGAGAGGGAUCUCGCAGGAUCUCGAGAGACGACUGCAUUCCGAGCAAAAGUCCACCGAAGCUGUACCGCGCGGCAAGUACGAGGCGGAGAUGGACAGGGUGAGGAACAUCCUGCAGCACAAUCUCAGGAAGGAGAGGAACUGCGAGAAAUUGGAGAAGCUGCCAAAGGCGACCCAGACGAAUCUCCCCCCUCCUCUGAGCGCGAUCUCGCAGAGUUCGGUGCCGAAGCCUAUGAGCGUCCGCCAGGACAGCAACGUCUCCUCGGAUAGUUUCAGCCAGACCAGUUCCCCCAGCUACACCAGCAAGACCAUGGAGGCGCCUCUUUUACCGCACAAAUACAGCAAAGUGCCAGACAGAGCACUGGUCUCGGAGCCGGAGAACUCGUCGGGGCGGACGAUCACCAAAUCGACCAGCACGCCGGCCAGCCUCCAGGCGAUCGUCAGAGUUCACGGAGGGAACAAUAGCUCCUUGCAUCACAAGAUCAUCAGCGACAUGGCCAGCAGCCACUACGUAACCAACGGGGGAUUGCGUUUCAGAUUCGUCCAGGUGUUCUUCAACGCUGUCGCCCUGUUGGUCAUUGCCGGUGGUCUGACCAUUUACUUCAAGUCGUAUCCCGAGACGCUCAUAAGGGUGGAGAACAAAACGAUCUACACGAAAAUGGUCGCUGUCACGGAACGUGCCCCACCGGCGAUCGAGGAGAAGAAUCCUGCCCCAGGCGUUUGCCUGCCCAUAAUCGUGGCGUUUUGCAAAUACCAUAAGAUCCCGUAUAAUUUCACCAUCUUCCCGAAUUACAUGGGCAAUUUCGGGCAGCGAGACGCUCAACACGAGUUGGAACUUUACAGUGCCGUGAUCGACGUCAAAUGCUACGAAUUGGCCGCCCUAUUUCUGUGCAGCGUUUUCGUCCCGAAAUGCGGAUCCCGGGGCCACGUGGUGCGACCGUGUCGCAGCCUCUGCUAUCAUACCAAGAGACGUUGCGGAUUUUUCCUGGACGUGUUCGGCCUCACUCUGCCCGAGUAUCUGGAAUGCGAUCUGUUCCCGGAGAAUUCCAAUUCGGACGAGUGUGUGGGGCAUCAAGAAGUGCUGGACGCGGCGCGGAGGGCGGAGAAACCCGUAUGCACCAGCGGGUUCCAAUGCGAUGGGACCAGAUGCAUUCCGGUCGACUGGCGAUGCGACGGCCACUUGGAUUGCGAGGAUCACAGCGACGAGAUUGGAUGCGGCGAGUGCGCCGCCUCCUCCUCCCCCUCUUCAUCCUCCCCUGCCUUCACCACCAAGAUCGUGAAGAAGCCCAUCCUGGCCAAGAACACCGUCUCCAAGUCGCCCUUGCAUUGCGGGGAGAAAAGAUGUAUGUCGGCCAACCACAUCUGCGACGGGGUGAUGGACUGUCCUUGGGGUCAGGAUGAACGAUAUUGCUUGAGAUUAAGCCAAAGAAACGGAGACAAGGGCGAGGGAAGGUUAGAAGUUUAUCACGCAGAGAUGGGCAAGUUUAUGCCAGCUUGCAUUCCUUACUGGGAUUCGAAUUCCGCUAAAACCAUCUGCUCGAUGCUCGGAUAUACGGUGGCACUUUCGUACAAGUUGGCGCAAGACAUGAAUCUCACUCGAAGAGAGAACACGAGUCAGCAUACCAAUCUUCUGAAGGAAUUCCAGGAAUGCAUUACGGAUCAGGAGGCGUAUCCCACCGCGGAAUUGACGUGUUCGGAAUAUGCUUGCGGGCGGAGAAACACUGUUUACGGAAACGUGAGGGCGAAAACGAGGAUCGUGGGGGGUGUGGAGUCGGCUCCUGGUGAUUGGCCAUUCCUAGCAGCUCUUCUUGGCGGGCCCGAGCAGAUCUUCUACUGUGCCGGAGUUCUGAUCGCUGAUCAAUGGGUCCUGACAGCCUCUCACUGCGUGGGAAAUUACUCCGACGUAACUGGAUGGACGAUACAGUUGGGGAUCACCAGAAGGCACUCUCACACUUAUCUUGGCCAAAAGCUGAAGGUAAAGAGAGUGGUACCCCAUCCAGAGUACAAUUUAGGCUUCGCUCAGGACAACGACGUGGCUCUUUUCCAGCUCGAAAAGCGAGUUCAGUUUCACGAACACCUAAGGCCAGUCUGUCUGCCAACGGCCAACACUCAAUUAAUACCCGGCACGUUGUGCACCGUGAUCGGUUGGGGCAAGAAAAACGAUACCGACACCUCCGAGUACGAAUUAGCUGUGAACGAAGUUCAAGUUCCCGUCUUGAACAGGAAAGUGUGCAAUUUUUGGAUCGCGUACAAGGAAAUGAACGUCACCGAAGGAAUGAUAUGUGCAGGAUAUCCGGAUGGAGGAAAAGACGCGUGUCAGGGCGAUUCUGGGGGUCCAUUGUUGUGCCAGGACGAGCAAGACAAGGAGAAAUGGUUCGUCGGUGGAAUAGUGAGUUGGGGCAUAAUGUGCGCCCAUCCGAAAUUACCAGGUGUGUACGCUUACGUGCCAAAAUACGUGCCCUGGAUACGGAAUCAAAUGGCCAAGUAUUCUAAAAUGAGUAUGGGUUAAUCAUGGGAAAGGUAAAAAAAAAAAAAAAUCACGACGACGAUGAUGACGUUUGGUAAAUCGAAGAAGGUCAUCCAGCUGAAGAGAUUAAAUUCGAGAUAUUUAAUUAAGACAAUAAUUUUAAACGACAAUAAGCUUAGUUGAGAAGAAACAGUUGUAGGAACUACGUUAUAGAUCUUCGAAGAAUAUUUUCGGGAUAUAUUAGUGAUCGUAUACUUAGAUAGGCGCAAUUAUUCAAACUGUUUGAGUUGAUCCGUUAGCUUACCAAGGAUAUUCAUAACUUUGUUACAAAAAAAAAAAAAAAAGAAAAGAAG